AUGGCCAACUGGGUAAGCUUAUUAGAAUCAUACCUCGCAGACAAGCCCCGCAAGUCAGCAGUUGAAAACGGUAAAAGCUAAUUAGAUAGAGAAGUUGACAUUGCUUUUUUAAAUCUCCUCGAAGAAGAAAAAGAAGAAGAAAAGAAACGCAAUGAAAGCUUUAAAAAAAUCCCUCGCUUCUUUUUCAAAAAGCCUCAAUUAGAAAAUCCAUUAUAUUUAAAACUUAGACAGGAAGCUAGGACAAGAUUUCUUCAUAAUAAAUCAGCUGAAGUCCUAGAUAAAGAGGAUUUAGAGAAAUUAUGAUACUUAUUGAAAAACAAUACUAGUUUCCCUGAUGAUGGUUCUGAAAGAAUGAAUUAUGAUCAAUUUUGUCAAGUCGCCAACAAAUUACAUCCAAAAUACAGGCAAUUCUUCCAGCCUUCAGUAUUCCUAAAAUGCGAUCGUGAUGAGUAUGGAAGAAUUGAAAUUGUUCCUUUUUUCCAUUAUAUUGUAAGAAAAGUAAAUUUACACCAAACUAGAAUCCAAAUUUCUCUAUAUGAUAGCGCUGGAUAUGGCUAUUUAAAAGAAAAAGACUUAGAAAACUUUAUUUUUGAGCUGAUUCCUUCUUUUGCACAGCUAUCAAGUCUGCAGGAAAAUUUUUAUCCAUUUUAUGUGAUUACAGCUGUGAGGAAAUUUUUCUUUUUCUUGGAUCCUAAAAAGACAGGGAGGAUUUGGAUCAAAGAUAUGCUGACUUCGCCAAUUCUGGCUGAACUUUAUGAACUGAGACAAGAAAAUAUGAGCCCUGAAGAAGCCGCUCAAAAUUGGUUCUCUGUUCAAUACACAUUGAGGGUAUAUGACCAUUACUUAAGGCUUGAUUUAGAUAGAAAUGGAAUGCUUAGAAAGCAAGAAUUAACACGUUACUCAGGCGGACUUACAAGCAUUUUUGUGGAUCGUUUAUUUGAAGAAUACCAAACUUUUGAAGGAGAAAUGGACUACAAAACGUUCCUGGAUUUUGUAUUAGCAAUGGAAAAUAAAAAAACAACGCCAAGCCUGCAAUAUUUUUUCAAGAUUUUAGACAUAUAUAAAAAAGGGGCAAUUGAUACUUUUGUGGUUAAUUUGUUUUUGAGGUCAAUUAUAGCGAAGCUAGAAUCUUUAGAAAAAUUCGGGUUUAAAGUUGACGAUAUAAAGGACGAAAUUUGGGAUAUGGCAAAGCCUAAGUGCCUUUAUGCAAUUACACUAGAUGAUCUGAUUAGCUGUGGGGUUGGCGAUACAAUAGUGUCAAUACUUAGCGAUGCAAGACUAUUUUAUGAGUACGACCAAAGGGAAAGUGGAAUUGAUGUGGAUGAAAUGGAAGAUAUGUUUGGAGAUAAGCCAUUUCAAUUAUAA
This is a messenger RNA of Blepharisma stoltei, 1365 nucleotides long. NCBI's taxonomy places the organism in Eukaryota, Ciliophora, Heterotrichea, Heterotrichida, Blepharismidae. The record is from the annotation of a GenBank genome assembly.